Heterostelium album PN500 is the source of this 210-nucleotide messenger RNA. RefSeq lists its product as uncharacterized. The transcript has 4 exons. Bases 1 to 210 code for a protein of 69 amino acids. The record is from RefSeq and is a predicted model, not a curated record. Lineage: Eukaryota; Evosea; Eumycetozoa; Acytosteliales; Acytosteliaceae.
AUGAGGAUUAUGAUAGAGUUAGUUACAAAGACUCAACCCGAUGAGUCCAAUGCAAUAUUGGUUGUAAUUAGAGAUGAAAAUGCACCAAAAGCAACUGCAAAUUUGUAUUCACAAGCACUUAGAAGUUAUAAAUUAAUUAAAGACUAUCCAAUCGAAGAGCUAUUUGCUUUGCCAUUGGCAAAGGCUUGUACAGAGGAAUCUGUGGGAUGA